This is a messenger RNA of Aspergillus oryzae RIB40, 1083 nucleotides long. Its product is annotated as class I SAM-dependent methyltransferase. The transcript has 4 exons. NCBI's taxonomy places the organism in Eukaryota, Fungi, Ascomycota, Eurotiomycetes, Eurotiales, Aspergillaceae. The record is from RefSeq and is a predicted model, not a curated record. Bases 1 to 1083 code for a protein of 360 amino acids. Gene Ontology annotation, molecular function: methyltransferase activity.
AUGUCAGAGGACUCCGACACUCUAACCAGUAAAGUCAGCCUGGAAGAUCCAUCUGAUUCCCCGAUUUCCACGUACUCAGGCCUAGUCUCAGCCGCUUCCCCAAAAGUCUCAAUGUCUCCCAUGUCAAGGAUGGCUUUAAGAUCUGAUUCAUUGACUGAGACUGUGAUGGACUAUCCAUUUCAAUACGGAAGACGAUAUCAUAAAUACCAUGAGGGCGCGUACGUUUUCCCAAAUGAUGAGAAGGAGUCAGUUCGCCUGAAUAUGCAGCACCACAUGUUCAAGCUAGUUAAUAAUGGACGGCUAUAUUUUGCUCCGCUACAAGACCCUAGGAAGAUGCUUGAUAUUGGUACUGGUACCGGGAUAUGGCCGAUAGAAAUGGCUGCUCUAUUCCCCAAUGCCGAGAUUACAGGUACCGAUCUUUCGCCCAUUCAACCGACUGUAGUCCCUGAGAAUGUCCAUUUCCUGGUUGAUGAUGCGGCUGAGGAGGAGUGGCUCUGGCACCACGACUACUUUGACUAUAUUCGUCUCGCCCACUUAACGGGAGGAAUACCUUCAUCUGAAGAGCUCCUACGAAAGUCUUUACAGCAUUUGAAGCCCGGCGGCUGGCUCGAAUGUCACGAAAUGGACCCUAAGCCCAUGUGUGAUGAUGGCACGAUGCCCCCGGAAGCUGAAGAGGGCGGUCUUAGUGCAUUCGCUCUCCACGACUGGUGGAGAGCUCAACAUCAAUCGGGCCAGUUUACCAAUCCACCAAGGCAGUUCCGAAUUGCGCCUCGAAUAGAGCGAUCCAUGAUAGAGUCGGGAUUUGUCGACAUCCAGCAACGGAUUAAAAAAGUUCCAACGAAUCCGUGGCCUUCUGAUCCCGAGAUGAAGGAGAUUGGCUUCCACAGUGAGAGAAACUGGCUAGAGGCUUUAUCCGGAUGGUCAUAUAAGCCGCUUACAUCCCUCGGGUGGACGAGGCCAGAAAUCGAAGUCUUUCUCGUCAAUGUGCGGAAGGCUAUUCGGAAUCGGGAUGUCCACUGCUACACGAAUUAUCAUGUGGUGAUAGGCAGGAAGCCAUUCCCUGAUGAGAAAGAAGCAUUAUAA